This is a messenger RNA of Myripristis murdjan (pinecone soldierfish), 3874 nucleotides long. RefSeq names its product SH3-domain GRB2-like 1b (gene sh3gl1b). Gene Ontology annotation, cellular component: cytoplasm; glutamatergic synapse; presynapse. Gene Ontology annotation, biological process: synaptic vesicle uncoating. The record is from RefSeq and is a predicted model, not a curated record. The transcript is spliced from 9 exons. The coding region runs from base 1 to 1056 and encodes 351 amino acids. NCBI's taxonomy places the organism in Eukaryota, Metazoa, Chordata, Actinopteri, Holocentriformes, Holocentridae. Gene Ontology annotation, molecular function: protein binding.
AUGUCUGUAGCGGGCUUGAAGAAACAGUUUUAUAAAGCCAGCCAGAUGGUAAGUGAGAAAGUUGGAGGUGCAGAGGGAACUAAACUAGAUGAGGACUUCAAAGACUUGGAACGGAAAGUAGAUGUGACCAGUAAAGCAGUAGUGGAGGUUAUCUCCAAGACAUCAGAGUACCUACAGCCAAACCCAGCAUCACGAGCCAAGCUGUCCAUGUUGAACACCAUGUCUAAGAUCCGUGGUCAGGUGAAAAACCCAGGCUACCCCCAGGCUGAGGGCCUGCUGGGGGAGUGUAUGGCCAAGUAUGGCCGGGAACUGGGAGAAGACACUAACUUUGGUGGAGCACUAGUAGAUGCAGGAGAAACCAUGAAGAGAUUGGCAGAGGUCAAAGACUCUCUAGACAUUGAUGUGAAACAGAACUUCAUUGACCCUUUGCAGGGGCUCUGUGACAAAGACCUCAGAGAGAUACAGCAUCACUUGAAGAAGCUGGAAGGCCGUCGCCUGGACUACGACUACAAGAAGAAGCGCCAGGGCAAAAUCCCAGAUGAGGAGAUCCGACAGGCCCUGGAGAAGUUCCAUGAGUCAAAGGAAGUGGCCGAGACCAGCAUGUACAACCUGCUAGAGACUGAUAUCGAGCAGGUGAGCCAGCUCUCUUCCCUGGUGGAGUCCCAGCUGCAGUACCACAAGCAGGCCGUGCAGAUCCUGGAGGAGCUCUCAGACAAACUCAGAGAAAGGAUGAAUGAGGCCCAGUCUCGACCAAGACGUGAAUACACACCUAAACCCAAGCCUAUCUUCGAUUUUGGAGACAACGAUCAAUCAAACGGUGGCUACACAACCUCAGUUGCCCCUCCACCAUCACGCAACUCAGCCCCAGAGCAGCCAAGCUGUAAGGCGCUGUACGAUUUUGAGCCGGAGAACGAGGGAGAAUUAGGCUUCCACGAAGGCGAUAUCAUCACCCUGACCAGUCAGAUCGACGAGAACUGGUACGAGGGAAACCUGCACGGCCAAUCAGGAUUCUUCCCUCUCAACUAUGUGGAGGUCAUCGUUCCAUUACCACACUAAAGAUUGCUGCAAAGAGUGCAAAGGAGAGAGUGAGUAGGGGGAAAUAGACUGAGGAGAGGAAAUAGAAAUAUGUAGGGAGGGAGGAAAGUGAAGCCAGGGAUGGGUCAUUCAAUAUUCAUUUUCAUCUUCAACGCCAACAUCACCAUUGCAGACAAGCAUGUUUUGUCAUCUGGACUUUUUGAAGAAGGGAAAUUCAGAGGAUGGUGGCUUUUCACAUUCCAGAACAGAAAAAUUCAAGAAUCUCGAUCUGCCCCAAUUAAAGGUAAAAGGAUCUAGACUAAGACAGACACAGAAUUCAGAUACACACUAACUAAUGUGCUCCACAUUGUUAAGUAAUGUUUUCUGUUAACCAGUAGUAACUGAUACAGAAAAGAGAUGCUGAAAUAAGUAAACCUAGUUAUCAAAGAUAAAUCCGCAGUUCACAUGAAAGUCAGGUCAUUCAUCAGCUUACAGUUUUCUAGGACUAGAGAUGCCAGCUCAAACAUUGCAGUAAUUUUCAUUUUUUACUUGACUGAUUACCUUUCUCAUUUAAAAUGCAAGGCAUUAUAAAAAUGAGGUCAUGUCAUUGAUUGUACUAUUGGAUGACUGGAGCCCGUCUCUUGAUGCCACCUGCUGGCCUGACUGAGAACGACAACAAGAUGACUCAAAUUAAAUUACACAUGAGCAAAAAAUGUAGUUAAACUGGUUUCAUCUGAAAAAUACUGCAGUUAGAUUUUUUUUAAUGUGACACACGAGCCUCAGGUUUGUAAUUUAGAUAGUUUUCAUUUUUAGGUUUGUUCCAUUUCAAUGGUCUUUUAAUGAUCCUCAACAACUCCACCAUGUAGCUUUCCCUGUCCAGCAAUCAGUGCUCUUGGUAGCUUCAGGAGAAACUUCCAGGCCUCAUGUGGUGGGCUUUCUGUGUUGGUUCAGUAUUGAUUUAUGUUAGUGUCAUCUUUGUACAGUAGUUGUAAGACUGUUUUAGUUCUGCUUACCGAAUAUGUGAGAAAAUAUAGUAAGUGCACCUUGGUCCUCAAAUGAGAUUGUGUGUGUGUGUGUGUGUGUGUGCAUGUGUGUGUGUGUGUGACAGACUUAACAUUACACACAAACCCAAAGUUAAAUGCAAACAUUGCACCUUUUUUUCACUAAACGUUUUAGUUACCUGUUGGUCGUCAUAGUAAUGCUAAGUCAUUGAGUCACUUGCAGUGAUUAUCUGCUUGUCUGUUGAAUAGAAGAGAUACAGCCAAAAAGUCCUUACAGAAUGCAAUAGAAACUAUAAUAUAGCAGGCCAAUGCAGCCUAUAGCCCUAUUUUAAACUGUUAAAUAAUCUCUAGAAUAGCCAUAUAUUCUAUAAAUUUUGGGCCUGCUUGUCUUAGUGUGUAAAGCCAUUUCUGUUUUUCAGUCUUUUGAGCCCUGUCUUAAGCGCCUGUUUACUCCUCACAGAAAUGGAAAGACAACGCUGCUGGCAGCGUCUCAGUCUCUCAUGCACCACUGAGUGUCCCUUUGUUUUUAUCUGGCUCUGUGUUGGAAAAUGUGAAAAAAAUCAUCUUCACUCUGCACCUGUGACCCUGUGAUUUUGAUCAUUCACAUCAUUGUAAUUCUUCUGUCAACAGGAGGGGCUGAGGUAAACACAUGUUGUUCUUCUAAGCCCCUUUGAGUCAUAUUAACUAUCCAGACAAGUCUGGUUUCUCGUUUUGUAUUUAGCUGUAGUAUGUACCCGCAGAUGGUGUCUAAUCCAACAUACAUUGUAUGAGGGAAAGACUCAAUGUGAAAGGGAGGACGUAAAGGGAAAAGGAGCAAUACAUUGUAAGCGGCUCGCCAGUUGAAUUGAUUUGGAGAGCCGCUCCUACCAAAUACUAAUCCUUACCAAACAUUUAUCUUCAAUCCAGCUGAGUUUUGAAAUGUCUCUAAAGUAAUUUCAUGGAGGUUUUGUGAAUGAAAAGGGGGUGCUCUUUCACAUUUUCAGUGUGCGAUAUCUCUGCACUUGUUUUGCUACUGUAGUUCCUGGCUACAUUUAAUAGUCCCAGUCUUCCCCCUCCGUUAUUUCUGUCUGUCCAUCACUCCAGUCUGCCAGACCGCCUCCCCCAUGCCUGGGUUUAGUCCCACUGAUAUGUUUACAUGUCUGAUCGUAGUGCAUUUCAAUGGUCGUAUAAAGUGCAGGGGUAAGUUGAAAGCCGAUAUUUGGUGCUGACUGGAUCACACUAUCAAAAAAAUGUCAUUGGUAGCUUUGUUUUAGUGCCUUUAGCAAAGGAAGGAGGAAAAUGAACUAAUACAACAACCAAAAUAACCUAGCUACUUAACAAAUGGUCAUGAAUUUCUUUACUUUUGGUUUAAUUUCUAGCCACUGGCACUUUCGUGUGUACAGACAUAGAUGCAUGAGUACUUUGAGUGUUUGUGACACUACAGGCAGUUUCCUGGACAUGGGAUGAGUAGCCUCGGCUGUUUAUCACCAAACACCACCAGUGAAAAUUGCAUUUGCAACAAGGCUAAACCCAUGUUCAGAAAAAUGACCCACUGAUUUUUUUUAAAGGGUUAUGUAUCUGUUUUAAUCUCUCUUAAGUGCUCUUUUAAAAAUUGUUAAAUCAUUCUGGCUCUAUUUAGUAUUAUUUUUUAUAUACAAGACCUUACAAACUUUUUAAAUUAAUCUUUGCAUGUAGUCCUAUAUCAUACUUUGUAAAUGUACAUCGUAGUUUAAGUUGCCUUUUUACCUUUUGGUAUGUCAUGAGUACAAAAUUUAACCGCAAUAUUGUCAUUUAUUAUCAAAAUAUUUGUACUUGCUUCUUUCUUGUUCCCCAUCUUCCCCCUUCUUACAAUAAAUAAACAGAAAAAUAGUACUUUCUCA